This is a messenger RNA of Hydra vulgaris (swiftwater hydra), 1858 nucleotides long. RefSeq names its product diacylglycerol O-acyltransferase 1. Lineage: Eukaryota; Metazoa; Cnidaria; Hydrozoa; Anthoathecata; Hydridae. Gene Ontology annotation, molecular function: diacylglycerol O-acyltransferase activity. Gene Ontology annotation, biological process: triglyceride biosynthetic process. The record is from RefSeq and is a predicted model, not a curated record. Gene Ontology annotation, cellular component: endoplasmic reticulum membrane.
AUUUCUUACAUAGAGUUCACAUACUAAAAUGUCAAAAACUAAUAAAAAAAAUAGUGAAGCUUCUCCAAAAAAGCGAAAGACUUCAAAAUUAAAACAAGAAUCUGAUUUGACAGAAAAAAACCAAAUGAAAGAUGAAAAUAAAACAUUGGAACCAUCCAAAAUUUCAGAAUCUAAAGAUGAGCGUAAACAAGAUUUGUAUAAUAAGUUAAAAGUUGUACAUACAACCAGCCCAUCAAUUUUGAGUAGUUCUUCUGGAUUUGAAAAUUAUAGAGGAAUAAUUAAUUUAUGCUUGUUGUUACUGGUAUUGUCAAAUUUUAGAGUUGCUUUAGAUAAUAUUUUAAAGUAUGGUGUUCUUGUUGAUCCUUAUAUUAUACUUGUUUUUCUGGAGAAUCCGUACAGUUGGCCUUCUGCUACAUUAGUAAUUUUGUCAAAUGUGUUUAUUCAAGUGUGUUUCUAUGCUGAAAGGCUUUUAUCAAAGGGAAAUAUAUCUGAGCGCUUUGGGUGUUGCAUACAUGUUUUUAACAUCUGCUUAACAAUACUUGUUCCAAUAUAUGUUGUAUUUAAGUUUCAGCCUCUUCCCUAUUUUGCAACAAUGACAUUAAUGUGGUACACUUCAGUGGUAUUAAAAAUGGUCUCUUAUGCUUCAGUAAACUGGUGGUGUAGAGAGGACGCUAUAAUUAAUAGAUUGAAGGAUGUACAGCAGAGUGGACCUGUAAAGUAUCCACACAACUUGACCCAGAAAGACCUUUAUUACUUUAUGCUUGCUCCUACAUUCUGUUAUGAGUUAAAUUUUCCACAGACACAAAAGAUACGUAAAAGAUUUCUUAUAAGAAGAAUUUUAGAGGCGGUUUUUUUAUACAGUCUUAUACUAGCUCUUGUUCAACAGUGGUUGGUACCUACAGUUAAGAAUUCUAUGCAUUCAUAUAAGGAGUUAGAUUUGGGUCGUCUCUUUGAACGCAUUAUGAAACUAGCUAUUCCAAAUCAUUUAUUGUGGUUACUGGCAUUUUAUGCAUAUUUUCACAGUUUUCUCAAUAUAGUUUCAGAAGUUCUUUAUUUUGGUGAUAGAACAUUUUAUAAAGAUUGGUGGAAUGCACCAAACGUAGCAAUAUUUUGGCAAAAUUGGAACAUUCCAAUUCAUAGGUGGGCUAAGAGACAUGUGUAUGAACCAAUGCUUCGCAACAAAUACUCAAAGUCACAAGCAAGCAUGUUUGUCUUUUUUCUGAGUGCCUUUUUUCAUGAGUUUAUUGUGAGUAUUCCACUACAGAUGUUUCGUCCAUAUGCUUUUUUAUCCAUGUUAAUGCAAUUUCCACUUGCCAUUUUGACUUCUUCAAUGAAAAAUCCUUGGGGUAACAUUAUGAUGUGGCUCUCUCUUAUCAUUGGUCAACCGUUAGCAAUUAUGAUGUAUUACCAUGACUACCUUGUAGAACAUUCAGUCAUAAAAGUUUAAUUAUUUGCAUCAGAGGAAAAAUUUAAGCUUCUUAUGAUUUCUUUGAGUUUUUUUUAAUGUGAUUUUUGUUGUUUAAAAAAAAAAGAACUCUCUUUGAUAAAUUGUUGUUUAUAACUUUUAUUAAGACUUUUAUACUUCAAAAUUGUUAUCGAUACUUUUUUUUUUUUCAAAUUUAUUUUUUUAUUUUUGUUAUUAUUAUAAGUUUGUAAAUCUAAAGAAUAGUAAUUAAUUUAUGUAUUAGCUGUAUAUUUUGAGAAAUUAUCAUUACUGUUGUGUUCUAGAUAUUUUUAUUCGGUUUUUUAUUCUGUAUUAUUUAUUUUGAUAAAUUUUAAACUUAAAAUUUUUGAUGAAAAUAAAUAUAGCAAUAUAUUGUAAAGAAAACAUCUUGAAUUAAAAACGUUGUUUUAAUAA